This is a messenger RNA of Epinephelus lanceolatus (giant grouper), 552 nucleotides long. Lineage: Eukaryota; Metazoa; Chordata; Actinopteri; Perciformes; Serranidae. The record is from RefSeq and is a predicted model, not a curated record.
AGCAGCAGCAGUCCGUAGUUGUGUGAGGCAGCUCGAAGCAGAGGGGCGGGGAGGGGGCGCAGCCGGAGCUCACAUUCAUUAACGACCACCGACAACCGGGAAGCCUCCUCCGGUAGCAUCACAGCGCUCACCGACACACGACCGGGGAAGAUGGUCGCGGUGCAGAUGUCCCCCAACUCGUCUCCGUCUGCGGAGUGGAUCUGCUGUCUGGAUAAAAGGCCCUCGGAGCGCUCGGGAGAGGAUGUGGACAUCAUUCUGACCAGAUUGAGAGAGGUCAAAGCCUUCCAUAGGUUCCCACCUCCGCUCUUACUGCAGAUCUGUGCCUGUGCCUUCUAUGAGUGCCUGGAGAAAGGCAUCACAUUGUUUCGACAGGGAGACAUAGGCACCAGCUGGUAUGCUGUGUUGUCCGGCUCUCUUGACGUCAAAGUGUCAGAAACAGCCAACCACCAGAUCCACUUUGCUCUACAAGUGCUCCUCGUUAAAGAGCUGGUGCUGUACGACUCUUCAAUGCUGACAUUGUUCCAGUACAUUAGCUCAUGUCUCCCUGCUUAA